This is a messenger RNA of Homarus americanus (American lobster), 514 nucleotides long. RefSeq lists its product as uncharacterized. The record is from RefSeq and is a predicted model, not a curated record. The transcript is spliced from 2 exons. NCBI's taxonomy places the organism in Eukaryota, Metazoa, Arthropoda, Malacostraca, Decapoda, Nephropidae. Bases 35 to 499 code for a protein of 154 amino acids.
UAUCAUUAGUUGAUAUUGCAGGUUCCCUGAUGAGAUGGACAAAGCCAGUCGAACUCAAGAGAAAGUUUUAGCCAAGAUGGAGGGCUUACGGAAGAAACAAUCAUGUUCUCCAGAAGAGUUGAACAAACUUCGAAAAAUGGUGGACAAACAUCACAGAGUUAUUACAACAGAACAUCGACAACAGAGACGCAAUGAGCGUAAGAAUGGUAACUGGAAAGCAGGAAAAUCAAAGAAAAUCAGCAUUGACAAUAAGGGCUUCCCUGUGGAUGCAUCUUUCUUACAUGCAGCCCUACAAGAACUUGAAGCUUUAGCUGAAGAUUCUCCUAGUGAGGGUAAUGGAGGAGCUGCUACACGUGGUUAUGAUGCCCUGUACCUUAAGGACAUUACCUACCCUGAUGGCUCUGAAGUAGCUCCUGGAAAGGAAUUUGUGAAAACCUGGCGGGUAAUCAACUCAGGAGUGAUGCCUUGGAAUGACAAGGUAAGAAGUACUGUAUAUUGAAUCUUUCACAUCACA